Scleropages formosus (Asian bonytongue) is the source of this 868-nucleotide messenger RNA. It is a transcript of the gene tmem179bb, whose product is annotated as transmembrane protein 179Bb. The record is from RefSeq and is a predicted model, not a curated record. Lineage: Eukaryota; Metazoa; Chordata; Actinopteri; Osteoglossiformes; Osteoglossidae. Bases 24 to 701 code for a protein of 225 amino acids. The transcript has 5 exons.
CCCGGCGUUUUCGCAAGGCCGACAUGUUCGUCACGCUGCUCCCGUGGCUCCUUGCGCUGGAGCUCGUGCUGCACGCCGGCUGCUUCGUCUGCGCGGUCAUCUGCGCGGCGACACUCGCCGUCACGCAGGGGCAGUUUGCCGGACAGUGCAUCCUCUACGCGAGUGUGUCCUACAACAGGUCCGCCGAGGCCAUCAAGCUCCAGGGCUUCGGCUCCUCGACCCUUUGCUACUUUGUGUCGGCCGUGUCUGUGUGCGUGGCCAUCUACUGCUCCGUCCUCAUCCUCUACUGGAUAUACAGCAGCUGCGUGGACGACCGCACCCAGAGGACGAGCCUGUGGACGAGCGUAUCUCUCGGUGCCUGCGGCAUCAUCUCCUUCUUCCUGCUGGUGUCCGGGUGCAUUCUGAGGAUCGGGAAGGACCACCUGUGCCUGUCCAUCAUCAACAGCGCUCCCACGGUUACCAGCUGCAAAGGAGCUGAGAAUGAGACAUGGCUCAGCCCCUAUGAUGGCAGGCAGUUCUACAGCAACCUGCAAAGCGCAGAGAAAUCUGUGUGGGUGAACCUGUUCUUCUGGGUGCUCAUCGUGAUCAUCAUGUCCGUCCAGAGGUGCCAAGGGGCAGAGGUCAGGCCAGGCCGUGGGAACAUGAACUGGACCCCCUCCGAAACGGAGCCCUUUUUGCACAGACCCCCAAGGCCUCAGUGACAGCUGCUCCGCUCACCCGGUCCAGCUUCCUGGGCCCAUGUCCACCCCUCUUGCCUUUCUAUCUUUUGGAUAUUUCCCCAAAAAUUAUGUAAUUUCAUCACUUGUUUUCUAUUCGUUCUUAUAACAAUUCAUAUUUUACUUGUUACAGAUCCAUUUAUAAUUUUUUC